This is a messenger RNA of Lodderomyces orthopsilosis Co 90-125, 1212 nucleotides long. RefSeq lists its product as uncharacterized. The coding region runs from base 1 to 1212 and encodes 403 amino acids. Gene Ontology annotation, biological process: mitochondrial citrate transmembrane transport. NCBI's taxonomy places the organism in Eukaryota, Fungi, Ascomycota, Pichiomycetes, Serinales, Debaryomycetaceae. The record is from RefSeq and is a predicted model, not a curated record. The transcript has a single exon.
AUGUCAAAGUCAAGCGCAAAGGCCCUCAACCUGGCCGUACCCAAAGAUGAUACACUUCUGACGGGCGACAAUCUACUCACUGCAUUGGUCUCUGGUUGUACUGCCGCUGCAUUUACAGCUACAGUCACUUAUCCAUUUGAUUUUAUAAAAACACAACAACAAAUCAACAAUGUUGCGUACAUGAAGAAAUGGAAUAUUCCUGGAAACUAUCCUGCCACUUUAGGCCAGAUGUAUAAAGGUGGUAGUGCAUUGGUUUUGGGUGCUGUUGUCAAGAAUGGGGCGAGAUUAGUUUCAUACAAUUGGGCAUCUAAAUUUAUGUCUAUCGAUUCUCACCACGGGGAGCCAAACAAGACAACAGCGCCACGUAUUGUUAUUGCUGGUAUUAUGAGUGCAACCAUUGAAACCGCAUUUUUGAUACCGUUUGAAAAUAUUAAAAUCACAAUGAUACAGAAUCAAUCCUUGAAAAACGAGUUGGCAAGAACAAAGGACAUAGGGUACGACAUAACAGGGACCAAGGUUGGUCAUCAUACGCACCAUCAUCACCAACACAGCCCUCACACACUAACAUCUAAAUCCCUUUUUGCACGUCAAUAUGUUUCACCUAAUUCAUACUAUUCUGCUGAAAUUUUGGAUACCAAGAAACACAAGGGUCGCUUUCUGGCACCUGUUCCAAAAGGGGUUCAAAAUAUUGAGAAUUUGAAAGCGCACUACAAUAAGCAUCCUUCAUUGACUUUAUUUGGUACUGUUAGAGAAAUGUACAAACUCAAAGGAAUAAGAGCCUUCACAGCUGGUACGUUUAUAACCUACACGCGACAAAUUGCACUUUCAUGGGUUUGGUUUUCAUCAUACAAUGCUAUGCGUCAAUUGAUUAAUCCACAUCAAACUGAAAAUGCUUGGUUUGGACAUAAUCAUACCCUUGUCCAACUGCUUGGCUUACACACGAUAUCGUCUUUUGCUGUAAUUGCAGUCACCCAACCAUUGGAUGUAGUCAAGACCCAUAUGCAACUGAAAAACGGGAAAGCAAUCUACAGAGACUCCUUGAGCACCGCCUAUAAGUUGUUUAUGAAACAAGGACCUUUGUCUUUGUUUAAAGGUGCCCUUCCUAGGUUUAUCAAGGUCUUAGUCAGUGGAGGAAUGACGGGAAUCAUUUAUGAAUAUGUUGAAAACGUGGUUAAUGCUGCUGGUGGUCAAGCAAUGUUCAAACUCGAAUAG